AUGGCCCAUUUUUUACGAGGAAAGCAGGCUGGCAUUCAGAGUGAUCUCUCCGGGAGCCUCUCGCCAGAAAGCUUCCUCAUAGACGAGUUCGGGAGCGGGGAGAUUUAUGUGUUUGGACAAGAGCGAGUCUCUGCCGUUUUUUCCCUCCCUCGCAAAGCGUCAACGAGUAUUCUUCAAUUCUGCGGAGAUAAGCUACUCGCCGUUGCGAAGAAUGAGCUAUACGUCUUCUCGCUUGAUGAGAGAAAGCUCGUCACUUCGUAUGCGCCGCCUGGGCAUGCUACGUGCGUGCUUACAGACCCAGCCCUAGACUAUGCAUUUAUCGGGCUACAGAACGCUGAUCUUUUAUCGGCGAUAGGCGAACUUGUCACAUAUGACCUCGACCGGCAUAUGGUAGCUCCAUUCAAAGUGUCGAAUUUAUGGAAAGAGAGAAAUUCGAGGGCCAGGUUCCUCCCCAUAGUAUCCCUUGCUUUUCAUCCAAAGGAUAUAGGGACUCUACUGAUCGGAUACUCGGACGGAGCUGUGAUAUUUUCUAUCAAACAGAAUGUCCCUGUUAAGUACUUCCAGUAUGAGGUACCCAAGGGCGCUCCGGGUGGUGAUUCAGACCCCUCCUCAGCUCGUGAGACGAGGUGGCCUAAAGUUGUCAAGGCACUCUGGCACCCAACUGCCACUUUUGUUUUAACUGCGCACGAAGAUUCAUCUCUUGUGUUUUGGGACCCGAAAGAUGGGCGUGUCGUUAUGGCUAGAACGAUACAGGCAAUAGAUGUGAAUAAACCAGGCGAACUCGCAUCUACAUCUGGCUCAACUCCUGGUACUUUCUCACUAAAGGCACCUAUUUUUGAAAUUGCAUGGUGUUGCAAAGAAAACCCGGAUGAUACGGGACUACUAAUAGCUGGCGGAACACCUACCACUGAGAUGACAAAAGGGCUCACGUUUAUUGAUCUCGGGAUUACUCCAAACUACCAAACUUCUUCCUGGCAAGUCCUGUCUGGUCAUUUCUCAUCUUUAAAGCGUCAGUCAACAUUACCGACUCCGCCAAAUGCAGAAGUAGCCCAAUUUUGCCUAAUUCCCCGAGCAUCACCCCAUUUCGGGGGUGCUCAAGAUCCUAUUGCAGUUAUUGCUCUUCUAUCAUCCGGGGAACUAGUUACUCUAAGCUUUCCAAGCGGAUACCCCAUAACUCCUACCAAUGUUUUCCCUCCCUCUUUAACAAUGGUCCACCCAUUUGCUACCAAAUUUGAUCUUGCUUGCAUCGACAGGACAAGAUGGCUUGGUUGGCGAGAGAAGAGAGCACAAGGACCACCCCUUCUUAUCGGAGGAGCAGCAGCAAAAAAGGCACUGAAACGGUUUGAAACCCGAGAUAUUGCUAUUGUUGCACAUGCAGAUGGUCUCAUACGUCUUUGGGAUAUUGGACAUGACGACCAGAUAGAGAAUCCAACGGUUCUUCAAGUGGAUCUGGCUCGCGCAGUUGGGAGGUAUGAUAAAAUUGAGACCACCCAGAUGUCGUUUUCUGGUGCCGCAGGCGAACUUUCUGUUGGCCUCCAAAGCGGAGAGUUAGUGGUUUUUAAAUGGGGUCGGAAUGAAAAUGCUGGCCGAGAUGUGCCCCUUGGGGAGAAUAAUGGGCCAGACCAGAUUACUAGCAUAUCUCACAGAGGUGACCCUGGACUGAAGGAAGGGCUACUCCCUCUUGCACUGCUAGACCAAAGCCAGGGACCAAUUACCGUUCUCAAGCACAGUGAUGUAGGAUUCAUCUGUGUUGGAUAUAAGUCUGGAAGCAUUGCAUUUCUUGACUUACGCGGCCCAGCUGUGAUAUACUCAGCGAACUUGACAGAUUUCGCAGCCAAACAGUCACGGAGAAGCAGCUGGAAAAGCCAUUCUUCAAUGGAAAAAGGGGCAGAUUGGCCAACUUGCGCUGAAUUUGGUGUUUUAAGAAUUGAAGAUGACAGUUACUCAAGUAUCAGCUGCUUCGUUGGCACCAACAACGGUCACUUAGCUACAUUUAAAAUCCUUCCUUCAUCUGGCGCAACGUAUACCGUGUCUUUUGUUGGGUCGUGUAGUUUGGAUGACAGGGUGCUAUCCAUUUGCCCUAUUAACGCGGAGACUGGAGCUCAGACACUAGCUACACAGGAAGCCGUCUCAGACUUACGAAAUGGAGGUAGGGUCAAUGGAGUGAUUGUCGCGGUCACACCUUCUGGUUGUCGUAUCUUCAAACCCUCUACUUCUAAAGGCGCCCAUAAGAAUUGGGAUGACUUCAUGUGUGAUGCUGCCUCUGUGGUUCACUCGCCUGGGGGAUGCAGUCUGGUAGGCUUAUUUGGUGAUGGGAAAGCUAGAGCGUACUCCAUACCAGCCUUAAAGGAGAUUGGCUCUAUAAGUAUUGGAAAGAUACUUGAAACUAGAAGGUUGGGCGAUGCUCGGAUAUCACCAUCCGGAGAUAUUCUUGCAUGGACUGGACCAUCUGAAAUGGCUAUGCUUCAUGUUUGGGGUGUCGGCAGCCCGUUGCUCCGGUCAGCAGACAGGCUCUUUAACCCCGAAGCAAUCGCGCCACCUCGCCCAACUAUAUCCAAUCUACAAUGGAUAUCCGGGACACAAUUUGUAUCAACCGCAGAUGUGGAUUUAUUGGUUGGAGGACCGAACCGCCCUCCCUCUAAGCGCAUGCUCGAGCAAAUGCGUCUCGAAGAGCAAGAGCGUCAAAGGGCAGAGCGUGAAGGGCGCCUUCCCAGAACCAACACCUCUAACUCACAGGGCUCACAAGAGUCAUAUUGGGCAUAUAUGCAAAGACAAAUGCAGGAAAGAACUGAAAAUUUAAACAUUAUGGGCGAUAGCAUGGAUCGCCUUGGAGAGAACAGCAGCGGCCUAGCAGAUGACGUUAACAAGUUUGUCAGGAACCAAAAGAAGAAGGCAGUUCUGGGAGGACACAUGCCUCAAGGAAGUAAAAUCGAUGGCAUGUGCCUCUCUUCUUGGAAUCCCACACCUUGUACUUCUUCUACUUACCUCCUCAUCCGGGAGGGAGUUUCCCCUCUCUUUUCUGUCACUCACGAAUUUAUUGAUGAUAUAUAA
This is a messenger RNA of Trichophyton verrucosum HKI 0517, 3051 nucleotides long. RefSeq lists its product as uncharacterized. Gene Ontology annotation, molecular function: myosin II binding; GTPase activator activity; syntaxin binding. Gene Ontology annotation, cellular component: plasma membrane; cytoplasm. The record is from RefSeq and is a predicted model, not a curated record. Bases 1 to 3051 code for a protein of 1016 amino acids. NCBI's taxonomy places the organism in Eukaryota, Fungi, Ascomycota, Eurotiomycetes, Onygenales, Arthrodermataceae. Gene Ontology annotation, biological process: regulation of protein secretion; establishment of cell polarity; regulation of exocytosis. The transcript has 7 exons.